This is a messenger RNA of Microcebus murinus (gray mouse lemur), 6011 nucleotides long. RefSeq names its product platelet derived growth factor subunit B (gene PDGFB). Gene Ontology annotation, molecular function: growth factor activity; platelet-derived growth factor receptor binding. The record is from RefSeq and is a predicted model, not a curated record. Gene Ontology annotation, biological process: positive regulation of ERK1 and ERK2 cascade; platelet-derived growth factor receptor signaling pathway; positive regulation of phosphatidylinositol 3-kinase/protein kinase B signal transduction. Gene Ontology annotation, cellular component: membrane. NCBI's taxonomy places the organism in Eukaryota, Metazoa, Chordata, Mammalia, Primates, Cheirogaleidae.
UAGGCCCUCCAAGGCUGGCAGGCUUCCUGGAGGAGGUGUCCACUAAGCCAAGCAUGGUAGGAGGAGGAGGAGCUGUUCUUUAGAAACUGCUUGCCUGCAAUGAGAGAGUACAGGAAAUGGGUUCUCCUUAGCAUGGCAUUCAGGCCCAGGUGCCAUGCAUUCCCUGCUGCCUCUGCUGGUCCCGGUCCUGCCACUUCUGGCCCGUGUACAGAGACGUCUAGAUUGUAGUGACUUGUGUCUAUCUCACUCAAGAGCCUGGAAGGUUCCUGAGUGCUAAGACUAGGUCUCCUUUCUCAUUUCAUUUGUCAGUUCUCCACACAAGGUCUGCACACAGUGGUGCUCAAUGAUGUUGUUCCAAGCAGCUCCCCUGCCUCCUCACCCUCAUCCACCCCCUAAAGCCAGGCUGUGUGCUUCCUCCUUUGUGGCCCUAUAGCACUUUAUACCUGACUCAGAACUCACACUGGUACAGCACUUUCUAGUUGGCAAAGCACUUUCACGUAUAUUAAUGCAGGUGACGCUCACAAAAGCCAUGUAAACAGUGUCAUUGUUGACAUCAUCAUCAUCAUUACCUGCCAGAAUGGUGGUGUAAGUAUGUGUGCUCCGUAGCUGGACUGCUUGGGGGCAAGUCCUGGCCCUACCGCUUACUGGCUGUGUGACCUUGAAAAACUUGCUCAGCCUCUCUGGGCAUCAAUUUCCCUAUUUGUAAGAGAGGAGUAAUCUACCUCACAGGAGCAUUGAGAGGCUACAGGUAGAGCAAGAAGAAUACUGCUUACCACAUAGCUAGCUCAACAAUAAUGGCAGCCAUUAUCAUUCAAUUUAUAGAUAAGGACACAGAAGCUCAAGGUCAAGAUCACCCAGCUAUCCAGUUACACAGGGUUUUAUCUCUGAGUCUUUACUUUGAAUCUAGUGUUUUGGGAUUAUCUCCCCACCCUCUCCCUAUCUCCCUUGUCCUCCUGUCUCCUAAUUUACCUGUUUAUACAUCUGUCUGUCCUCCAGGGUGGCUCCUCCAAGGCACGAGGACAAGGGAGAUUCCUCUUCUCCCAGAUGUCCUGGCAUCAUGGCUGGCUCCCUCCUGUCCCCCCAGUGCCUGAACAGUGCCCGGCCACUAGUGAACGCUUGGACACUGUGUCUCUUCCUGCUAAGGCCUCCGGCGGAUGACCUCUGGCCCCCCAGACCACUCUGUGAGGCUGGCAGAAAUCCCCCACCACUGUACUGAGGCACGAUAAGCUAGGCAUAGCGGUUCUGAUGCACGUGUACACCUGUAAAACUACCACCGCAAUCACCCAUGACAGACAUUUCCCUCACCCCUAAGAUUUUCCCAUGCCUCUCUGAAAUCCCUCCCUGCCUCCGAUUACAGAUUUAUUCAUCUCCAGUUUACAGACGAUGAAAUCGAGGCGCUGAGAAGUAAAAUAACCUUCCCAGUGCUGAGCAGACGGCCACUCCAGGAUUUGGACCUAGGUGAAGUGUCCCCAGGCUGCCUCUUGGCCACCGUGCCAAGCUGCCGGGUGGUCAGCAGACGGUGGGUGCCUGUCCCCCCUGCUCUGCCCCACGCUGUCCAGGUCCAAGCCGACAGUUUAUAAGGAGAUGGCCUUUAUGUUGUGACUCUCUCAGCGCCCGUGUGUGAGGGGCAGGCUGACACCCCAAAUGGGUGUGACUGGGUACCAAGGGCCGACGACAGAAACAGCACAGGCAGAUCAGGUAAAGGUAGCCUAACGCCAGAAGGCUGGGAGACACAGGAGCCCGAGGUGGGUGCUGGGCUCAGUGUGAGUAUGUGUGACUCCGUGGCUGUGACAGUGUGACUGCUGAAGGCAGGGACACAGCGGCUCCCUGGCUGGGGGUGGAAGGCGUUAACUGUGCCAAUGCUGGCGUGGGUGGGUGGGCCCCGGCCCGCACCUGGGGGCUGAGGGAGAUAGUAAACAUCAGGGUGACGGGAGGAUCGUGUUGGUAGCCCUGCGAGGACGCGGCAGGGCUGUGGGGGUUUGUGUGACUUUGCAGUUCAACAAAUUCAAAUCCAGCCAACGCUGGCAGUGCCUGCGGUGUGCCAGGCAACCAGCUAGGAGGAGGAGACGCGGACCCGGCUUGCAGCUGAACGGCACUGGCUGCGGGUUUCCUGUGCUGCCUCAUGGUGCUGUUUUGCCCUUUCUGGCAUUUCCUCCUCACAGUAACCCUCCGCCCACUUUGAGGCUAGAUGGAGGAGCACAGAAGGAAAGUGACUUGCCCAAGGUGACCCAUGCUACCCAGUGCCGGUGGAGAAUCUGACCCCAAGCUAUCUGGCUGCAGAGCCUGAGUCCUUUCCCGCCAUGCCUGGGCCAGGAUGCAAGUGUCUGGUCCUGGAGGGAGGCUGGGACUCCUGGCCUUGGCCCUGGAGACAUCUCUCAAUGGGUUCCUAAUCUGUCCACGGUCACUGUGCUGAGGGAUGAGGGGCGGGGCGGCUGGCCACUUCUAGUUCUUUUCCUGGGGCCAGAUUCAUGGAAAGAGGGGCUGCCUGGCUCUGAGACCCCGAAGCGCCCCACCCUCGCCCCAGGCCCUCCCCAGCUCCUGCCCCCCUCCCGGCGCUGACUCCCGGCCAGAAGAGGAAAGGCUGUCUCCACCCACCUCUCGCACUCUCCCUUCUCCUUUAUAAAGGCCGGAACAGCUGAAAGGGUGGCAACUUCUCCUCCUGCAGCCGGAGCGGCCUGCCUCCCCGCGCCCGCAGCCUCCCCCCUACCUCCUCCAGGGCUCCCCUCCGGCCGCCAGCGCCCAUUUUUCAUCCCCGAGAUAGAGAUAUUUUGCGCACACACAUACACACACGCGCAAAAAGAAAAAAAAAGCCCACCCUCCUGCCUCGUUGCAAAGAGAAAGCCGGAGCAGCCGCAGCCCGCAGCUCGCAGCCGCAGAGGACGCCCGGAGCGGCGAGCGGCCGGCAGAAGGACCGACGGACUCGCGCCGCCUCCACCUGUCGGCCGGGCCGGCCGAGCGCGCAGCGGGCACGCCGUGCGCGCGGAGCAGCCGUGCCCGCCGCCCGGGCCCCGCGCCAGGGCGCACACGCUCCCGCCCCCCCACCGGCCCGGGCGGGAGUUUGCACCUCUCCCUGCCCGGGUGCUCGGGCCGCUGCUGCAAAGCCAACUUUGGAAAAAGUUUUUUCGGGGAGACUUGAGCCUUGAGGUGCCCAGCUCUGCGCUUUGCGAUUUUGGGGGUCUUUCCAGAAAAUGUAAAAAAGCUAAGCCGGCGGGCAGAGGAAAACGCCUUUAGCCGGCGAGUGAAGACGAAACAUCGACUGCCGUGUUCCUUUUCCUCUUGGAGGUUGGAGUCCCCUGGGCGCCCCCACACGGCUAGACGCCUCGGCUGGUUCGCGACGCAGCCCCCCGGCCGUGGAUGCUCACUCGGGCUCGGGAUCCGCCCAGGUAGCGGCCUCGGACCCUGGUCCCCGCGCCCAGGUCCUCCCCAGCCCCCCAGCGACGGAGCCGGGGCCGGGGGCGGCGGCGACCGGGGGCCAUGCGGGUGAGCGGCGGCUGCAGCGGCCUGAGCGCCUGAUCGCUGCGGACCCGAGCCGAGCCCACCCCCCUCCCCAGCCUCCCACCCUGGCCGCGGGGGCGGCGCGCUCGGUCUACACGUCCGGGGCCCCGUGGGGCCGGGCCCGGAGCCGGCAUGAAUCGCUGCUGGGCGCUCUUCCUGUCUCUCUGCUGCUACCUGCGUCUGGUCAGCGCCGAGGGGGACCCCAUUCCCGAGGAGCUCUAUGAGAUGCUGAGUGACCACUCUAUCCGCUCCUUUGAUGACCUCCAGCGCCUGCUGCACGGAGACUCCGUAGAUGAAGAUGGGGCCGAGUUGGACCUGAACAUGACCCGGUCCCAUUCCGGAGGCGAGCUGGAGAGCCUGGCCCGGGGGAGAAGAAGCCUGGGCUCCCUGACUGUGGCUGAGCCAGCCAUGAUCGCCGAGUGCAAGACGCGCACGGAGGUAUUCGAGAUCUCCCGGCGCCUCGUGGACCGCAGCAACGCCAACUUCCUGGUGUGGCCGCCCUGCGUGGAGGUGCAGCGCUGCUCCGGCUGCUGCAACAACCGCAAUGUGCAGUGCCGCGCCACCCAGGUGCAGCUGCGGCCUGUCCAGGUGAGAAAGAUCGAGAUUGUGCGGAAGAAGCCAGUGUUUAAGAAGGCCACGGUGACCCUGGAGGACCACCUGGCAUGCAAGUGCGAGACAGUGGUGGCUGCACGGCCUGUGACUCGAAGCCCGGGGGCUUCCCAGGAGCAGCAAGCCAAGACGCCCCAAACUCGGGUGACCAUCCGAACAGUGCGAGUCCGCCGGCCCCCCAAGGGGAAGCACCGGAAAUUCAAGCACACCCAUGACAAGAUGGCACUGAAGGAGACCCUCGGAGCCUAGGGGCAUCGGCAGAAGAGUGUGGGCAGGGUUAUUUAAUAUGGUAUUUGCUGUAUUGCCCCCAUGGGGUCCUUGGAGUGAUAAUAUUGUCCCCUCGUCCGUCUGUCUCGAUGCUGAUUCGGACGGCCAAUGGUGCUUCCCCUACCCCGCCGCGUGUCCGUCACCCUCCACCUGCGGGUCUCCUCCCAGCGGUCCCCGGCAUCUUGCCCAGCAGCUCGAGAAGGAAAAGAAGGACUGAACUCCAUUGCUGUCUUCCUCCCUUGAUGCCAAGAGUCUGGGAUACGAGUGCAAGAGAGACUGAUGGGGUCGCUGUUUGGGAAAAGGGGUCCCUUCGCCUAGGCCUGGCCUGGGCCACACCCGAGUGCUCUGGACUGGCCCGAGGAGCCCUGCACGUGGCCCUGAGGACUUCUUGGCAUGUUCUGUCUGGUCCCUGGAGCCCUGGCCAGCUCUGGGGGGGAGCACCUCCAGGCAGGCCGGGGUACCUCGGACGCCGUGGCUAAGACCACAGACUGGAGCACAGACUGGAGAAAACCCCUCCCACAGUGCCCAGACCCCCCCAUCACUUCUUCUACCUGAUCACCUUUGCUCAGAGUGGCUUUGUUCUACUCUCUGUGUAUGAAAUCUUUGAAGACGUGGACUCCUCUAGGGGGGUGUGGCCAGAGUGCCAGGUUGGCCGAGUGCCCUCUCAGAUGGGUUAAAGAUGAAGUUUGCUCUUGGGGUGGGCACAGAUGGUGACCUGGGCAUCCCCUGCCUCCUGCCACCUCCCUGCUCCCUUUGCUCUACCCUGAUUCACUUCCUUCUCUGUUUCCUCUUAUCUCUCUACCUCUACCUAGUAGUGUCUUCUUGUCCUGGCCCUUCAGUCUGCUCUACCAAGUGGCUCUUGGACCUCUUACUGAGGCCCCAAAUGACCCCAGUCACUUCUCCCUAGGGCUGAAGACCAGGGGCCAGGGCAGCAGGGGACCUGCCCAUCAUAUUCCAGCCCAGCCAAGACUGCCAUGUAAGGUUGUACAGGGUGUGCACUGCACAAGGGCACUGCAUGCAGGGAGCACUGUUCACACCACAGAUGUGGCCGAUCUGUGUGUUUAUCAUGACAGUGUCUGGCAGAUGUAGGUGAAUGUCUGAGGAAAGGGAUGCUUUGCCUAAUUCACACACAGGCUCCCUGUGAACAGCCUGUGCCCCUGCCCCGCCUGUGGAUGGGAGUGGUCAGAGAGGAGUGAGUCUGUGGCGGGGAGGCAAUGCUGUUGUUCACGGGGCCUCCAUUUCCCAGAGUCCACUGCUCCAGCCGUCCCCCUUCCAGGCAGGUGUGGGAGACCCAGGAGAAUGUCUCCAAGGGAGGGGCAGCCCCUCCCGCCCCCCCUUCCCGCUUGCACCUUUGCUGUCCUAUUUCCUUCCACCCCUGGAGGCUCCUCCCAGGAACCCAGCUCCUGGCUGGGAGGGGACAGAAGGGACAGGGUCCCCAGGGCCCCCGGCGUGGGGCCUGAGCUCUCUUCCCUUCCCACCUCCCACUGCACCCUCCCCUCCCCUCCUCCAAACUCUGCUUCCUUCAGUUUGUAAAGUCGGUGAUUAUAUUUUUGGGGGCUUUCCUUUUAUUUUUUAAAUGUAAAAUUUAUUUAUAUUCCGUAUUUAAAGUUGUAAAAAAAGAUAACCACAAAACAAAACCA